ACCUUGCCCCACGCCCGGGGACGCCCCUCAGAGCCCACCGCCGCUGUCGCCAGCCCACCUCGGCUGCCCCCCGGGGUCAGCUGCCAGGAGCCACAGCCGUCCAGUGAGGUUGUGCUGCGGACAGCCACGCGGAGCCAUCGCCUGGCCGCCUCCUGUCCAGCACCGACCCUCGGGCCCGCCCCGAGCGGGGACUGCGGCAGACAUGGGUGACAUGACCAACAGUGACUUUUACUCCAAAAACCAAAGAAAUGAGUCGAGCCAUGGGGGCGAGUUUGGGUGCACGAUGGAGGAGCUGCGCUCCCUCAUGGAGCUGCGGGGCACCGAGGCCGUGGUCAAGAUCAAGGAGACCUACGGGGACACUGACACCAUCUGCCGGCGCCUCAAAACCUCACCUGUCGAAGGUUUGCCAGGCACCGCUCCAGACCUGGAAAAGAGAAAGCAGAUUUUUGGGCAAAACUUUAUACCUCCAAAGAAGCCAAAAACCUUCCUGCAGCUCGUUUGGGAGGCACUGCAAGACGUGACGCUGAUCAUCCUGGAAAUCGCGGCCAUCAUCUCCCUGGGGCUAUCCUUCUACCACCCGCCUGGUGAAAACAACGAAGGAUGUGCAACGGCCCAGGCGGGGGCAGAAGAUGAAGGGGAGGCGGAGGCGGGCUGGAUCGAGGGGGCCGCCAUCCUCCUCUCGGUCAUCUGCGUGGUCCUGGUCACGGCCUUCAAUGACUGGAGCAAAGAGAAACAGUUCCGGGGCCUGCAGAGCCGCAUUGAACAGGAGCAGAAGUUCACCGUGGUCCGGGCUGGCCAGGUGGUCCAGAUCCCUGUGGCUGAGAUCGUGGUUGGGGAUAUCGCCCAGGUCAAAUAUGGCGACCUCCUCCCUGCAGAUGGACUCUUCAUCCAGGGCAAUGACCUCAAGAUCGAUGAAAGCUCCCUGACCGGGGAGUCUGACCAGGUGCGCAAGUCUGUGGACAAGGACCCCAUGCUGCUGUCAGGGACUCAUGUGAUGGAGGGCUCUGGACGGAUGGUGGUGACCGCCGUGGGUGUGAACUCUCAGACCGGCAUUAUCUUUACCCUGCUGGGGGCCGGCGGUGAGGAGGAAGAGAAGAAAGACAAGAAAGGUGUGAAGAAGGGGGAUGGCCUUCAGCUACCAGCGGCUGAUGGUGCGGCAGGUUCAAAUGCUACAGAUAGUGCAAAUACCAGCCUAGUCAAUGGUAAAAUGCAGGAUGGCAAUGUGGACGCCAGCCAGAGCAAAGCCAAACAGCAGGACGGGGCGGCCGCCAUGGAGAUGCAGCCCCUCAAGAGUGCCGAGGGCGGCGACACUGAUGACAAGAAGAAGGCCAACAUGCACAAGAAGGAGAAGUCGGUGCUGCAGGGCAAGCUCACCAAGCUGGCUGUGCAGAUCGGCAAGGCGGGCCUGGUGAUGUCAGCCAUCACGGUGAUCAUCCUGGUGCUCUACUUCACCGUGGACACCUUCGUGGUCAACAAGAAGCCAUGGUUGCCCGAGUGCACGCCCGUCUACGUGCAGUACUUCGUCAAGUUCUUCAUCAUUGGUGUGACGGUGCUGGUGGUCGCUGUGCCCGAGGGGCUCCCUCUGGCUGUCACCAUCUCACUGGCCUACUCGGUGAAGAAAAUGAUGAAGGACAACAACCUGGUCCGCCACCUGGACGCCUGUGAGACCAUGGGCAAUGCCACGGCCAUCUGCUCGGACAAGACGGGCACACUCACCACCAAUCGCAUGACGGUGGUGCAGGCCUACGUGGGCGACGUCCAUUACAAGGAGAUCCCCGACCCCAGCUCCAUCAACGCCAAAACCAUGGAGCUGCUGGUCAGCGCCAUUGCCAUCAACAGCGCCUACACCACCAAGAUUCUGCCCCCGGAGAAGGAGGGCGCCCUGCCCCGGCAGGUGGGCAACAAAACAGAGUGCGGCCUGCUGGGCUUCGUGCUGGACCUGAAGCAGGACUACGAGCCUGUGCGCAGCCAGAUGCCGGAGGAGAAGCUGUACAAGGUCUACACCUUCAACUCCGUGCGCAAGUCCAUGAGCACCGUAAUCAAGCUGCCCGACGAGAGCUUCCGCAUGUACAGCAAGGGGGCUUCGGAGAUCGUGCUCAAGAAGUGCUGCAAAAUCCUCAACGGGGCGGGUGAGCCCCGGGUCUUCCGGCCCCGCGACAGGGACGAGAUGGUGAAGAAGGUGAUUGAGCCCAUGGCCUGCGACGGGCUCCGCACCAUCUGCGUGGCUUACCGCGACUUACCCAGCAGCCCCGAGCCCGACUGGGACAACGAGAAUGACAUCCUCAGCGACCUCACCUGCAUCUGCGUGGUGGGCAUUGAGGACCCCGUGCGGCCCGAGGUCCCGGAAGCCAUCCGCAAGUGCCAGCGAGCAGGCAUCACUGUCCGCAUGGUCACCGGUGACAAUAUCAACACAGCCCGGGCCAUCGCCAUCAAGUGUGGCAUCAUCCAUCCUGGGGAGGACUUCCUGUGCCUUGAGGGCAAGGAGUUCAACCGGAGAAUCCGCAACGAGAAAGGGGAGAUUGAGCAGGAGCGAAUCGACAAGAUCUGGCCAAAGCUGCGGGUGCUGGCUCGCUCCUCCCCCACGGACAAGCAUACCCUGGUCAAAGGCAUCAUCGACAGCACACACACGGAGCAGCGGCAGGUGGUGGCCGUGACGGGGGACGGCACCAACGAUGGGCCCGCGCUCAAGAAGGCCGAUGUGGGCUUCGCCAUGGGCAUCGCAGGCACAGAUGUGGCCAAGGAGGCCUCGGACAUCAUCCUGACGGACGACAACUUCAGCAGCAUCGUCAAGGCGGUGAUGUGGGGCCGCAAUGUCUACGACAGCAUCUCCAAAUUCCUGCAGUUCCAGCUGACGGUCAACGUGGUGGCCGUGAUCGUGGCCUUCACGGGCGCCUGCAUCACGCAGGACUCCCCUCUGAAGGCCGUGCAGAUGCUCUGGGUGAACCUCAUCAUGGACACGUUCGCCUCGCUGGCGCUGGCCACCGAGCCACCCACGGAGACCCUGCUCCUGCGGAAGCCGUACGGCCGCAACAAGCCCCUCAUCUCGCGGACCAUGAUGAAGAACAUCCUGGGCCACGCCGUCUACCAGCUCACCCUCAUCUUCACCCUGCUCUUUGUUGGUGAGAAGAUGUUCCAGAUCGACAGCGGGAGGAACGCACCCCUGCACUCGCCGCCCUCUGAGCACUACACCAUCAUCUUCAACACCUUCGUCAUGAUGCAGCUCUUCAACGAGAUCAACGCCCGCAAGAUCCACGGCGAGCGCAACGUCUUCGACGGCAUCUUCCGGAACCCCAUCUUCUGCACCAUUGUGCUGGGCACCUUCGCCAUCCAGAUAGUGAUCGUGCAGUUCGGGGGGAAACCGUUCAGCUGCUCUCCGCUGCAGCUGGACCAGUGGAUGUGGUGCAUAUUCAUCGGGUUAGGAGAGCUUGUCUGGGGCCAGGUCAUCGCCACCAUCCCGACCAGCAGGCUCAAGUUCCUCAAGGAGGCGGGCAGGCUCACGCAGAAGGAGGAGAUCCCGGAGGAGGAGCUGAAUGAGGACGUGGAGGAGAUAGACCACGCCGAGCGCGAGCUGCGGCGGGGCCAGAUCUUGUGGUUCCGAGGCCUGAACCGGAUCCAGACCCAGAUCCGCGUCGUGAAGGCGUUCCGUAGCUCUCUCUAUGAAGGUCUAGAAAAGCCUGAGUCUCGAACCUCCAUCCAUAAUUUCAUGGCUCAUCCUGAAUUCCGGGUCGAAGAUUCACAGCCCCACAUUCCCCUCAUCGACGACACCGACCUGGAAGAAGAUGCCGCGCUCAAGCAGAACUCGAGCCCGCCGUCCUCGCUCAACAAGAACAACAGCGCCAUCGACAGCGGGAUCAACCUGACGACCGACACAAGCAAAUCAGCUACCUCUUCAAGUCCAGGGAGCCCCAUCCACAGCCUGGAGACGUCGCUUUAGCUGAGGACCCCGCCACCACCCACCUCCCGGGCACCCACCCGUCCAGGCACCCGACUCACCCAAGCAGCAACGAGCAACAGCAGGAAACCAAAUACCGGCGAGAAAACCGUUUCCACCCAACAGACCCUUUUUCUGGCUGCGAUGCUGUUUGAACUCUUUUUCACUUUGAGGCGAGGGCGGGAUCUCCUCCGGGGGCUUAAGGGAGUGAGCGGUUUUUCCCAGAACUAGCCCUUCCUGGCUCCCACCCGACAUGGGCCAGCCACGCGCCCAUGGCCCGGCGCCAUGUCCCCUGCAUGAAUGCACUCUACACUUCCGGUCCUCCCCUUGUUUGGUUGUUGGGGGGUUGGGGAGGGGUGUUUUUCGUUUGUUUGUUUGUCUUCUUAGGCGGGAACUGCAGACAGACUCUUUUCUGAGACUAUUUAUCCAAAAUCCACUGGUCUGUGAGUUUUUGAAAUGCUUGCACAGCAUGGUCUCAGUUGUAUAGGUUAAUUUAACAACUUUUUGAAAUUGCAGAGCUUAACUCGCCUAGUAAAUUUGCACCAAUGGAACCGAAGAACUUCAGACACUCACAAGGUUAUAUCCAUUUCUUUGUAUCUAUAUCAACGUAUACUUCUCCAAGACUGUAUACGUCCAUAUAGAUAGGUAGAUAUAUAUGUGUCUAUAUAUAUCUAUAUAUAUAGAUAUAUAGAGAUAUAUAUAAAUAUAUAUACAUGGAUAUAUAAAGUUUCUUUGCCGGCAUGUUGCCUUGUUUCUGCUUAAAUGGCUCUAUUUUAACUUAUUUAUGUCCUAAAAGAAGAAUGUAAUUUGUUUACAAACCUGUAGAUAACGUCUUGGGCUAUUUGUACGGUUUAAGAACACUGGUGGCUGAGAUGCUAUAAAAACACCUCAGCCUGACACACACCUCCCUGGAUUGCAUCCUUGAUGUUUUACGAUAGCCAUGCUCUGAUUUUUGCCUGCUACUUCCAUUCAAUAAUGUCACUACCGAGGGAGGCUCAGGCAGAAGCCAAACGUUAGCAAGUGUCCAUCCUGAGGGGUCCAACAGCGUGCUCCGUAGACAAAGGGGGAGGAGGAGAGAAGUCUUCCUGGGUUCAAAGCACUGACGGCCAGCCCGGCCCCAGGGUGACGGGGUUGGCAAAGCACUGGGUGAAGACUUUUCUCUCAAUGAAACUCACUUGAGUUUACUAAGAGCAUUUCAAACAGAGAUUCUCUCUGGCGCUGUCUGUACAGAGACUGAGGUAGUUUUGCAAUAUUAUAAAUGCUAUUGUGUUGAUUUUUUUUUUUCAGUUAGUAAUUUAGAGGCUUAUUUCCUUAUAAAGGGCAGCAAAUGAGCUGUUGGCAUAUUGGAUGAGGAUCAUUAUGGCUUGCUGCUUUUAUUUUUAUUUUUGAAGAAGAAUAGCCUUUUUCUCUGCACUAUUUAGAUCCGAACGAACCUUAUGACGUGUAUAUUGAGAUGUAUUCAGUGUGAUUUUUUUAAACCAAAUUGUCUUCCUGUAGUCGCAAUAUAUACUGUAGCCUUUGAACAGCAAGUCUUGCUUUCCCAGACAGAAAGCCAUUCUGAAACCCUACAGUAUCACAGGUGAGAAAAGGUGGUUAUUUUUUCCCUGAGACAAUAACAGCACUAGUAAUCCCACUUAAUAAGAGCUUAUUUAAUUGUAUGUCAGCCUCUUAACUGCUAAGCACUUUGUGGGUAUCAGCUUUUUUCAUAAAAGAACUUUUGUAUUUAAUACAAAGUUUGCUUUGAGACUUUUCAGCAUACGAUCUUUUUCCAUAAACUUGUACAGUGCAAAAGACAUUUUGAAUACCAUGAUCGAUGAUGUCCCAUGCUUCAAGGAAAACCAAACGCUUCUGCCUCGCUUGCGAAAUGCAUUCUUCACACUGACCCUUCCCACAGUUGCUCUGUGUCCAGCCGGGCCCUUCCCUUCUCCAGGCCCAGAGAAUUCUUCCACAAACAAGAUGAGAGCCACUCGGGAAAAGAGCCAUAGUCAGCUGGGAGGGCCUGCAUCUGGAUGGCUGUGGAGAAACCCGAGGGUUUAGGAUCCCAAGUCAGCCCAUCCCACCUGGCAAAACCUUCCUGGAAGGAGGACCUUCUUUGCGCAAGAGCAUCUCCUGAAUGUCAUGAAGAAAUAUCUCUGAAUGUACCCAGCAGAGGAAACUGCAUCCCCCGAGGGGUGACCACCCUCAGAUAUGUUUAUUGGAUUCCAAGACCAAUACCACCAAUACCGCCCACUGUUCUCCUCCGAGAAAGGAAAGACCCGCUCCUGUAAAACCUGGGGCAGCUUUGGAACGUGGUGUUUUUUGUAGUUUCCUUUUUCAAGGUUCUCCAUCUCCCGCUUUGUUCCAACCUUGUGUCCGUGACCUCAUUCCAUGACACCACCAGGAAAGCCCCGCUUGCACACCACGCUCCCUGCUCAUUUGGAGCCAGGACGCAAGGGAAGCAGGAGGGGUCUCCCCUAGUGGGACCCAGCCCAGGGGAAAGGGAGCCAUGGAAGCUACCGAGAAUGCCCCACGUCAGUGUUGGUCUUUUCUUGUCAGGAAUGAUGGAUGCUCACACACACACACACACCCUCGCCCUCACACUUGCACACACACAUCCACACACACAGGAAAUGAUUGGUUUGUCAGAACUCCCUGUAGUACAUAAAGCUUGCACUCGGCGUCCUAUAUCUAGCAGCAUGGGGUACGUUUGGCAGUUCACCCCAUUAGGGGGUAAAUAAUUUAUGACCAUUCAUCUGUUUUUAUGAAUUUUUUUAUCUAGACAAUAAUUGUAAAUAAAGAACUCACCAUCUCUGUUCAUUUAAUACUAUGCAAUGGUGAUGCUUUCAAUUGCUAACUCUUCUUACUCCGCAGUAUGGUUCUGAAAUGUCUGUGGUCUUAAAAAAAAAAAAAAGGCAAAAACCAACAUCAAACGGAACAUAGUAAAUAUAUACUCUGUAAUGUAUACUUUUUGCUGGUUUUGGACUGCACCAUCCCCUCAGCUUCUUGUCUGCCCUCUGGACAGGGGCUCCAGGAGAAGGUAGCAGAUUCAGUUCCAAGGUCUAAACUCACCAAUCUGUCUCCCCCUAACAGAUGACGGAAGAGCAGGGGGCCCAUUCAACGAGUCACCCACCUUUGGAGGUGGACAGGGAGGAAACUGAAGAGUUUCCUUCCCUAACUCAGCAGCAGCCUGGGUUGCUCCCACCAGCCCCCCACCAUAGCCCCUUGCCCCCUUGUCCCGACCAGAGCAGAGAGUGGACAAGAAGGAGGGCCCCCGCUUCUGAGACCAGACCAAUGAUAGCGACUGCACUGGGACAAGGACCCUGGACCUGUCUCAGCCCGGACAUCCCAGUUAUUGAACAGCCGCUCUUCCCCAACUGUGCUGAAAUUCCUCCUUUACCACAUCCUGACAGCUCAGAGAGACUUGGGUCUAUUUCUGGAAUAUCUCCUCUGUUCCCUUAUCUGGGUGUCUCAUCUGGCACCAACCACACAGUUUUAAUUAUUGUCACUUUAUAUAAUCUUUCAUUAUGUGGUGGGAUAAAUACCCUUCGCUUUUUUUUUUUUUUUUUUUUUUUUACAAAAUUUCCUGGUUAUUCUGUCACAUCUAUUCUUCCAAGUAAAUUUAAAAUGUUGCCAAGUCCUGUAUCCUCCUGCCCUCCUCUCACUCCAAAUAUUGGGCCCUUUCAUUGUAGGUGCAAACAUCUUCCCACCAUUGUAAGCACUGUCCACCACAGCUCACUAAAUAGAGAGCCCUCUAAGGAGAAAUAAAAAGGGCAUCGUGAAUCUUGAGGGAAGCCAGAUAGUCCUCCCAUCAUCUCACCUGUCCCCUAAGCCAGGGUGUUGUGAGGAGAGGCCACCAAGCCCCCACCCAAUCUCAGUGUGGGACCCAAAGUCACCCACCUUGGCUGUGCUGAGGUGGACCCUCCAUCUGCCCUGGUCCAGGCGAGAAAAAGGGGUCUCUCCCAGACCUGGAGCUACCAGAAUGUGUAGCCCAGUUACCAGUUCUCCUCAUGGAGAAAUGUUUAUUCCUAUUUCCCUUUCCUGAACUAUUCUGGGGGGGAGAGGGUCACCUCUUGCUCUUUAUUCACAGUUUUCAGCAGUUGUGAUACGUCCUUUGGGAUGCAGCAAUCUCUUGCCUGGACCUUCUCACCAGCCUGAUGACUCCCCCUAGCGGUUCUUGCUGUACUUACAGGAGGCUGUCAAACGCGCAGUGUGACAUGCCUCCCACCCAAAACUCUCUCUGUAGGGUCCGAGAUCCCACCAUUAGAAGAUGGGGGGUGGGGGUGGAGAUGGGUUGCGUUUCUCUGAAGGCUUCUGGGUCCUCCAGAGCCAAGGCUGAAAUCAAACAACAGCAGAAAAUCCCCAGGUCUUUCCCAAGUUCCAAAGCAAGCUCUCCUGAUUUUGAUGUAAAGAUCCUGUUCACCCAAGUGCGGGGAGGGGGAUCCCAGGCCCUGGGCAUCAGCCAUCACCCCCUCCACCGAAAACAAGAUAUUUAAGGCUGCUUUGGGACUGCCCUUCUUGGCCCCCUAAGUCUGUUUUGUAACGCCUGUGGUGCUCUCCCUCCUCACCUUUCCUCUCGGGGCUGGGGGGUUAGUCGCCACACUUUGCUAACUCUUGUGUGCACAUAUUUUAUACCAGAGUAGCGAGGAAAUGGUGCCGCCUCCAGCUUCCACGAGCUACCCGGGCUCUGGGGGGCUCUGGGAAAAUCGGGGCUGGGAAGUGACUGUGCUCUUAUUGUACACUCUUGAUUUCUCUGUAUCUCUGGCUUGUGCUCUUUGUAAUUAAUGGGAUUUGUCUGCCUUUUCAACACUAUACUGAGCAAUAACAAUAAAUGCACACGUGGAAAUGCAGACACAGUA
Balaenoptera acutorostrata (minke whale) is the source of this 8766-nucleotide messenger RNA. It is a transcript of the gene ATP2B2, whose product is annotated as ATPase plasma membrane Ca2+ transporting 2. Gene Ontology annotation, molecular function: PDZ domain binding; ATP hydrolysis activity; ATP binding. Gene Ontology annotation, biological process: regulation of cytosolic calcium ion concentration; calcium ion transmembrane transport. Gene Ontology annotation, cellular component: postsynaptic density membrane; intracellular membrane-bounded organelle. NCBI's taxonomy places the organism in Eukaryota, Metazoa, Chordata, Mammalia, Artiodactyla, Balaenopteridae. The transcript has 22 exons. The record is from RefSeq and is a predicted model, not a curated record. The coding region runs from base 203 to 3934 and encodes 1243 amino acids.